This is a messenger RNA of Diachasmimorpha longicaudata, 1332 nucleotides long. RefSeq lists its product as uncharacterized. The transcript has 6 exons. The record is from RefSeq and is a predicted model, not a curated record. Bases 35 to 1129 code for a protein of 364 amino acids. Lineage: Eukaryota; Metazoa; Arthropoda; Insecta; Hymenoptera; Braconidae.
UAUAAUAAUUCCGAAAAUCAUUUCCAAAAUUUUAAUGCAAGACAAGAUGUCAACCCGUACACUACUGUUCGUGAUCGUAGCGGUCAUCUUUCAGAUCCAGGGACAUAACCGUAAAGAAGCUAGAGGCGAUUUAGUCACCAUCAUCAAGGGUUUACGAGAUCUAAAGGAAAAGGCAGACAGCAUUAAGCAGCUUUUAUCGUCUAUAGAUGAAAAUAGCAUUCUACAACUGGAGGCGAAUCUCGUCGGUGAUAAAAAUAACGGUGACUUCCAGAACCCGGUGAAUGAUACUGAUGACAAUCUAAGCGAUUUCAAAGCCUGCAUCGUCGAGGGGCUAGAAAAUAUCAGGAAAAAUAUCCAUAGGUUGGAGUCUCUUUCAUCUUCUAUAGAUAACUAUGAGAUGGAACCAGUCGAGCUUGAUCCCCCAGCUAUCGACGACGACGACUAUGACGUCGAGGAGGAGAAUAUUGAAGAUAUAGAAACCACCUUCAGAGACACUCUGGCCUCUGGUAUAAAUAAUCUCAAGACUAAUAGCGGGAUAAUUUGGUCUCUUCUUGCCCUCGUACAUAAAAACAUCAAUGAACAAAUGGCUUUGCGAGUCGCAAGUGUCAACGGAUACUAUCAGAACGAAAUACUAAUGGGAAGCUGUUCAGGGGAACAGAUCGAUCGAUGCCGUAAUUUAACGGACAGGAUAAUAAAAAGAAUUCAGAAGGAGGUAACUGCCGAUGUAGAUGAGUGCUACCAGACUAUUAGGAAGAACUACACCAAGUAUCACACCAUUGUUAUGGACGAAUAUCUGACGAAACAAAAAGUCAUAGAAGUCAUGUUGGAUGCAGCCUACAGAAAAUUAAUGAGCACUGAAUUCACGGAUGUCUAUAUGGACAAGGCGUCAGCCGUUUUUGAUGACAUGGUUGAAGAUUGGCUAGCAGAUGUAGAAAAGCAGGAACGACUUAAUGUCAACUGGCUGAUUGACCAGAUGGCUCCAAUGCUCUCCUGCACGGAAUCAUCAUGGAACAAAAUAAAAGAAACCCUUCUGAGUCACCACCCCGCUAUAAUGACCUGUGGGGAGUGCAGCGAUUCUGAUGAACUACGGGCCUUAGAGAGCUGGUAUGCAGCUAUAGAAAGUCAUUGAAGUGUGUGAAGUUGUUAUUAAUUGAGGAUAGUCCUUGACGAUUCCAUACACUCAAUUUUUGUGAACUUUUUCUAUUCUCUUAUCAAAAACGGAUUGCUCACGGAGGAAUUUUCAAUUUUCAUGAAGUAAUUGCUGAAAGAAUCUCCAUUUUUCUUCUUUCUCUGUUUUACUAUUUUGUAUGGAUAAAAUUAUUACGAACUAAA